Messenger RNA from Neoarius graeffei (lesser salmon catfish), 739 nucleotides. RefSeq lists its product as uncharacterized. Gene Ontology annotation, molecular function: calcium ion binding. Gene Ontology annotation, cellular component: perinuclear region of cytoplasm. Lineage: Eukaryota; Metazoa; Chordata; Actinopteri; Siluriformes; Ariidae. Bases 120 to 395 code for a protein of 91 amino acids. The transcript is spliced from 3 exons. The record is from RefSeq and is a predicted model, not a curated record.
AAAAAAACAUUUGGAAAGACUUUGGCAAUCACGAAAGAGACACUUCAGGGCGUUGUAUGUACGUACUCUUAAGCAAAGAAAGACAGCACUACGAAACCUGAGCUUACAGAAUCAACAAGAUGGAGUCAGCUAUCAAGACCGUGGUUGGGCAGUUCCUGAGUUCAGCCCGUGGGAAAGAGAGUCUCAACAAGCCCAAUUUCCAAAAGCUGGUCCAGCGUCAACUGGGGAACAUCAUGGCUGACACAGACAGCUCAUCAGCAGUAAAGGAUAUGAUGCAAGGACUGGAUGAGAACCAGGAUGGGAAGGUCAGCUUCCAAGAGUACAUGACCCUGAUUGGCUACCUGGCCAACUCCCUGAGUGAAAGCAAAACUAAAACUCAGACUGCCACCAACUAAGACCUCAACACUCAAAAGCUGACUGACUUCACCUCUGUGUACUCCAAGAUUGCUAUAAACCUGGCAAAUCAAGCUCAAUGUGUGUGCUCUCAAUAUUUGUUAUGCUUUUUUUUCACAGCUGCCUAAGUCAGUAUUGGUAUGUGUACAAUAAUUACUAACACAUCAUCCUGUGGAGUUUAAAUGUUAUCCACUAUAUGCCAAAAUUAUGUACACUGCUCUCAGCCGUUACCCACAGUCCGUUAAGAAAUGCAGCAGAGCUGGACUGAGCACUGAUGCUACAGUGACUUUCAAUAUUGUUUUGUACUUUGGAGAUAUUGCAUGGAAAUAAAAAGGUCAAAAAUCAA